Messenger RNA from Cherax quadricarinatus, 2830 nucleotides. Lineage: Eukaryota; Metazoa; Arthropoda; Malacostraca; Decapoda; Parastacidae. The record is from RefSeq and is a predicted model, not a curated record.
AGUCUCAACUCGUCCAUCUUAUUCCUAGCACUGCGACUAUUUGUGUAAUAAAUUUUUAAUGACCCUCCACUCUCUUUUCCCUUCCUGCUCCUUUCUGUUAUUCCACUAAACCUAUUACUGUCCUUGUCAAUUAGUGCCACUGGCUUUCCAAUAUCCACCUCAUUUUGCCUAUUACUAGUUCUCCUAGUACUCAUGUUACUACCCUGCGACUUCACAGUUUUCCCGCCAAAACCCAUACCACUAACUAUUCCUAGUUUAAAGACCUAACAGCUCCCUCCACUGCGUUGGCCAGUGCUCCCACCCCCAUGUAUUCUUUAAGUAUCCUGGAAAACAACUCGUCGGGUCCCCUGUUUGAUAACCAUGUCCGUCGUGACAGUAAUAUUAGUUAAUUUGAAUUCUUAAGGAAUUGAAUAAUUGUUAAUUUCUGGAAUCUCAUUUAUGUCUUCUCGUGUAAAUACUGACAAAGACAGUCAUUAAAUAGAGAACGCAUUUCCAGUUAGUUAUCCGUUAGCUCUCCAUUCGCAAUUUUCAGAGGUCCUAAUUUUCCCCUCACCUUCGUCCUAUACACUUGAAAGAACCCUUUUGGAUUAGUCUUUGAUUCGUUAGCAACUCGAAUUUCAUAGUCAUGUUUAGCCUUUCUAAUCCCCUUUUUUACUUUUCUUUUAAACCGAACAUAUUGGUCAGUAAGGUUAACCUCUCCUGUCUUGAUGAGCCUAUAAAUUCCUCUUUUCCUCCCUAAUAGAUGAUUUAUCCUCCUGUUAAUUCAUUUGGGAUCGUUAUUAUUUGACCUUUUUUCUCUCUGGAGAAUAUAUAUACUUCGAGCACGUUGUACAUUAUUAAGAAAAAGUCAUUAACGCAAAUCCCUUCGUAAUCGUAAGUAUGAUCAUGGUGAAUAAAAUCAUAAGCUAAAUUACCCCAAUCGAGAUUAGACAGGUGUUCCCUAAGUCCAAUAUAAUCGGCAGAAAGAAAAUCGGGGAUUUUUACAGUAUUAUCAAUACUCUCGUACUCCCAGGUAAUAUUAGAAGUAAUGGAUUUGUGAUCAUUUGCGCCAAGAUCUUCAGGGAUCUCCAGAUUAAUUACGAGGGUUUAUUUGACAAGACUAGGCCGAGCAAAUUAUUACCUCUGGUAGGCUCUGUUACACAGUGCUUCAGAAAACAGUCCUGAACUACUGCCAUAAAGUCACUGGACUCCAGAUUACCAGUCAAAGAAUUCCAGUCAAUUUGACUAAAGUUAAACUCCCCUACUAUCACUAUGUUAUUGUGUCUAGAAGCCCUAACAAUUUCGUUCCAAAAAAAGUCUCCCUCUAUCAUGAUCCAAGCCUGGAGGUCGGUAUAUUACACCUAGAAUUAGCUUUUCUUGACCUUCUAGAAACUCUACCCAAACAGAUUCUGUUACUGAUCCAUCUGUUUUUAUACUUUUUUAUAAAACAAUUUAUAUUUUCUCGUACACAUAAUGCAACUCCUCCCUCUUUCCCGUUAUAUCUAUCUACAUGGAACAACUUAAGCCCUUGAAUACGACGCUCAGCAAUCAUAUCCAGACUCGUUAAAUUAUGCCAAGUUUCAGUUGUUGCAAUGACAUCAAAGUUCCCAGCACAUUCUACCAAAGCCAGAACGCUUGUAGCAGCAGUUCUCCCUGAACAUCUUAGGGACAAGAUUGGAGUCCAGGACCAAAAGUUCACUGACGGAGCCGUGAUCUGGGAUAAUCUAACGGGCUCUGAAACCAGACCUGCUCCCCCCAACAACUACAAACAGUCGCACUGGGAUGGCCCGAUAGUGGAGAAAAUAGCCUCAACACUGCUUCAAAGUGUGUCAGGGAAGGAUAGAGCCCGCCUCCUGGCACUGAGAGCUCCUCAUGCAGGGGACUUUCUGUUGACUGUUCCCAACUCCAGCCUUGGCACACGGCUCGACCCACAGACCAUCCGCAUUGGUGUUACCCUUAGACUUGCCGCAACUAUUCUCGCCGAACACAAGUGUAUUUGUGGCAGUGAAGCAGUAAACCGAUUCGGGUACCAUGGUCUUGUGUGCCGUAAAUCCGACGGAAAGAUUGCAAGACAUGAGGAGGUUAAUAACAUUAUCAAGAGGAGCCUCACAACAGCCGGAUGCCCAGCAGUAAGGGAGCCACCCCAACUAUGCAGAUCUGAUGGCAGCCAGAAGCGUCCAGAUGGUAUCACACUUCAAGCCUGGACAGACGGGAAGCAGGUGGUGUGGGACUACACAUGUGCAUCUACCUUGGCUGAUACCUAUCUCCAAUACACCAGGGAGGAAGGAGGGGCAGCUGCCAGCUUCAGGGAGUCCCAAAAGUCUAGAAAAUAUGGAGAACUUGCCCAUCAUUAUAUGUUUAUUCCAAUAGGCUCGGACACCCUUGGCUCAUGGGGAAAGAGUGCAUCUAAGUUCUUCAAGGAGCUAAGCAAAAGACUCAUCAGGGUAACUAGGGAUCCCAGGGCAGCUACUUUUCUGUUCCAGGGACACAGUGCUGCUGUUCAGAGGGGUAAUUCCUGCUGUAUUUUGGGCACGUGCCCCAGUUCUGAAGAGCUGGAUGAGAUUUUCGCAUUAUAAUCAGUGACAAACAGGUAACAAUAUGAACUAGACUUGUAUCUCUCACAUCUCAUGUACUGUAUAUACCAUCUUUAUAUAAACAAUGUAUCUCUUAAACCUUUUGUAUCAUAUUAUGUAAUAAAAUAUAAUUAUUGGUAAAAAAGAAUGAAAAGAUGAGGUGGUAGGGGAAGUGGAAUAUUCAAACGGAUUCAGGAAGAAAUCCAAAUAUUCUUCUUUGAAGCCUUUUUAUCCACUUCUCCCAGGCUAUGGGUCCCACAAUUUACACCAGAGGUGGA